Molecule: messenger RNA, 1832 nt
Organism: Aspergillus eucalypticola CBS 122712
Lineage: Eukaryota; Fungi; Ascomycota; Eurotiomycetes; Eurotiales; Aspergillaceae
Product: cyclopropane-fatty-acyl-phospholipid synthase
Exons: 4
Coding region: 41-1573 (510 amino acids)
Biological process (GO): cellular response to biotic stimulus
Source: RefSeq, a predicted model, not a curated record
CCCCAACCAAGAUAACCCGUGACCAGGGUAUCAAUUGACCAUGACGACCAAAUCUAAAGAUGUCGAGCUGUCCGACGACAUCCAAUGGAUCGAAACUCCCGCCCAGGCUCCUCCCAAGUUUGAAACCGGCGAGAGCUGUGGAAUCGCCCUGACCAAUGCCAAAAGCAUCAACAAUCCUCCCCUGCCAGCAGAUGGUCCUGGAAAUGAGAGCUUCUCCAACCUCCUGUUGGGCGGCGCCAUCAUCGGAGUCCCCGGGCUUCUGACCUACCUGCUCGGUGGUGGAAAGAAAACCUUCAUUUUCUUCACUCUCGUAACCGUUCUCCCUGUUCUCGUGGCCUUCUGGACCUACACCUCGACCUUCAGCCCCCGCACCAACGAGAAAGUCAAGCUCCCCGGCCGCCCCGUUGAGCACUACAUUACCUUCAAGCGCGACGAAGACCGUGCGAAAUGGAGCGGACGCAACAAGAUCCCCAUGCAGACCUUUUCGGAAAUGUACCUGGACGGCCUGGUUGACUUCAAUGGCGAUGUGCUCGAGAUCCUGGAAUACCGCCACGACUGGGCCAGCUUCGCCUUCACCUUGGACCUGUUCAAGUUCAUCGUCGGCACCUUCUUCGUCGAUGUGCUCUUCCACACCAAGGCCCAGGAUGAGGAACAAAUCCGUCCCAACUACGACCGGGGUAACGACCACUACGCCUGGUUCCUUGGCCCUCGCAUGAUCUACACCUCUGGAAUCAUCUCCGACCCCGAUCGUGAAGAAACCCUUGAGGAACUGCAGGAUAACAAGAUGGCCGUUGUUUGCGAGAAGAUCGGCCUCAAGGAAGGCGAGACCAUGCUGGACAUUGGCUGCGGCUGGGGUACCCUUGCCAAGUUCGCCAGUCUUAACUACGGCGCAAAGGUGACCGGUCUCACCAUUGCUGAGAACCAGACUGCCUGGGGUAACGAUGCUCUCCGCAAGGCCGGCGUCUCCGAGGAACAGAGCCGCAUUGUCUGCAUGGAUUACCGUGACAUCCCCCGCACGAAGUACGACAAGAUCACUCAGCUGGAAAUGGGUGAGCACGUCGGUAUUCGCAAGCUUACUGGAUUCUUCCGCCAGUGCUAUGACAUGCUUAACGAUGAUGGAUGCAUGUAUGUGCAGCUUUCGGGUCUGAGACAGGCUUGGCAGUAUGAGGAUUUCAUCUGGGGUCUGUAUCUGAACAAGUACAUCUUCCGUGGUGCCGACGCUUCCACUCCCCUCUGGUACUACGUGAAGUGCCUUGAAGGAGCUGGCUUCGAAGUCAAGGGUAUCGACACCGUCGGCGUCCACUACUCGGGCACCCUUUGGAGAUGGUACCGCAACUGGGUCGGCAACAUCGAGGCCAUCAAGGCCAAGUACGGUCCCAGAUGGUACAGGAUCUGGGAACUCUUCCUCGCCUGGUCCGUCAUCGCCUCCCGCCAAGGCUCCGCAACCUGCUACCAAAUGGUGGUGGUCAAGAACCUGAACUCGACGCACCGUAUCAGCGGAUUGGCCAGCCAGUUCGGUCUUAUGGGUGCUCUCGCUAAGAGCCGGGAGGCGGGCAAGUCCCGUCUGCCUUAAAGACUUGAUUUAAAUCGUCUCUGUGAGAUGAUCAUCAUCAUCAUCAUCAAUUGAUAUGCAACUGGAUUGGACGGAUACGUAAUGUUACGUUAUGUAUGAAAUAUGUUCAUGAAAUAUGAGGUGGAUGGUGGACAGAUGGUGCUUUUGGAUAUGAUGUGAUAGAAAGAUAUGAUUUAUGCACUAUGACCUAUCAUUUCCAGGGAGUUUCGCAGCGCUAAUCAGUUACUUACUGGAUGUGGUUGGCGUCUGCUAUAUUGGG